Molecule: messenger RNA, 2129 nt
Organism: Suncus etruscus (white-toothed pygmy shrew)
Lineage: Eukaryota; Metazoa; Chordata; Mammalia; Eulipotyphla; Soricidae
Gene: TPP1
Product: tripeptidyl peptidase 1
Exons: 12
Coding region: 137-1741 (534 amino acids)
Biological process (GO): proteolysis; central nervous system development
Molecular function (GO): tripeptidyl-peptidase activity; serine-type endopeptidase activity
Source: RefSeq, a predicted model, not a curated record
UGGUUGGAGGGUGGGAUCACAAGGAUAUAUCCGCUCUCGUUGAAGCCUCCCUAAUUCCCCCCGCAGCUUUCUGGGGCUCCUUGCCCUCGUGGUGGCCUGCAAAUGCAGUUACAGCCCAGAGCCUGACCAGUGGUGGAUGAUACCCCCAGGUUGGGUGCGCUUGGGCCGUGCAGCCCCGGAGGAAGAGCUGAGUCUCACAUUUGCCUUGAGGCAACAGAACCUGGAGAGACUUGCUGAACUGGUGCAGGCUGUGUCGGACCCUGCCUCUCCUCAAUACGGAAAAUACCUGACCCUGGAGGAUGUGGCUGAACUAGUGCGGCCAUCAUCACUGACUCUCCGCACAGUCCAAAAAUGGCUCUUGGCGGCUGGAGCUCGAAACUGCCACUCAGUGACCACAGAGGACUUUCUAACUUGCCAGCUGAGUGUCCGACAGGCAGAGCUGUUGCUGUCUGGGGCUGAAUUUCAUCACUAUGUGGGAGGUCCUGCAGAGACUCGUGCUUUACGAUCCUCUAGUCCCUAUCAGCUCCCGAAGGCCUUGGCCUCCCAUGUGGACUUUGUGGGGGGGUUGCAUCGCUUUCCUCCCAUAUCAUCACUGAAGCAACGCCCUAAGCCACAGGUGGCAGGGAAUUUUGGCCUGCACCUGGGGGUCACUCCAUCUGUGAUUCGUGAGCGAUACAACUUGACAGCACAAGAUGUGGGUUCUGGCACAACCAACAACAGUCAAGCCUGUGCCCAGUUCCUGGAACAGUAUUUUCAUGAGUCAGACCUGGCUGAGUUCAUGCGCCUCUUUGGUGGGAAAUUUGAACACCAGGCGUCUGUAGACCGUGUGGUCGGGAAACAGGGUCAGGGCCAUGCUGGAAUCGAGGCCAGUCUUGACGUGGAGUACCUGAUGAGUGCUGGUGCCAACAUCUCCACCUGGGUCUACAGUAGCCCUGGCCGUCAUGAAUCACAGGAACCCUUCCUGCAGUGGCUCCUGCUGCUCAGUAACCAAUCUUCUCUGCCACAUGUGCACACUGUGAGCUACGGUGAUGAUGAGGAUUCACUCAGCAGCGUCUACAUCCAGCGUGUCAAUACCGAGUUCCAGAAAGCUGCUGCUCGGGGCCUUACCCUCCUCUUCGCCUCAGGUGACAGUGGAGCUGGAUGUUGGUCUGUCUCUGGAAGACAACAGUUCCGUCCCUCCUUCCCUGCUUCCAGCCCCUAUGUCACCACAGUGGGAGGCACAGCCUUCGGGAAUCCUUUCCUAGUCACAAAAGAGGUUGUUGACUAUAUCAGCGGUGGUGGCUUCAGCAAUGUGUUUCCACGUCCUUCAUACCAGGAGGAAGCUGUAAACAAGUUCCUGAGUUCCAGUCCCCACUUGCCACCAUCCUCUUACUUCAAUGCCAGUGGCCGUGCUUACCCAGAUGUGGCAGCGCUCUCUGAUGGCUAUUGGGUGGUCAGCAAUGGUGUGCCCAUUCCAUGGGUAUCUGGCACCUCGGCCUCUACACCAGUGUUUGGGGGAUUGCUGUCCCUGAUAAAUGAACAUAGACUCCUCAGUGGCCGUCCCCCUCUUGGCUUCCUCAACCCAAGGCUCUACCAGCAGCAUGGGGCAGGACUCUUUGAUGUAACCAUUGGCUGCCAUCAGUCCUGUCUGAAUGAAGAGGUGCAAGGUGAAGGCUUCUGCUCUGGUCCUGGGUGGGAUCCUGUGACAGGCUGGGGAACACCCAAUUUCCCAGCCCUGCUGAAAACAUUGGUCAACCCUUGAUCCUGUCUUGGUAGGAGAUAAUGAGCCUCUCUCCUGCCCCACAGCUAGUGACUUGGUAUCUGAAUCUGCACUGUUUGAAUCCCUACAGAUCCCUCAAUGUAACUGCCGCUGAUUGCUUCUAUCCUAUACCCUAAAAUGCUGUAAAUUUGAUGUGACUGCCAAUCUUUCCAUCAUAUGCUCAGGUCUUUCUCUAUCCUUGCUUCAUCUUUGGCAGCUGCUUUAACCAAUAUUGUUUGAGAGCCCACAGCUUCCAAUUCUUCUCCCUCAUUUAUCCUCUCUCAUUUCAACUAGACUUCCCCCAAGGCUUGUCUACAAUCUCUUUGUUUCACCUCAUGUCUGCUCAUUACUGUAUUGCACUGAUAACUCUGCUCUCUCACUUUCCCCAUUU